AAUUUUAAGUUGAAAACAAUCAAAAUAAAGUAGUAUGAAUUACAAACAAGUCGGUUUCAAUGAAUCACAGUCCUUCCACGUGUCGCGCGUGCCGGAGGAGUGCGAGGUCAGCAGCAUCCGGCCCGUGCUGCACAGUAGCGAGGAUGUCAAGCGGAUGGUGGAGGAGAGCUCCCGGGCCAGGCUCAUCUCACAAAUAGUCGCCGCUCCCGAAGACUACCUGUCCAGAGACUUCGCUGCAUCCUUUAAAUGCGCCACAAGAGACACCGAUCCUCCACAGUUCGCGACCUCGCACAAAUCCCGCCCAGAACCGAGGCGGCGGACGACCAUCCCUACCUACCCAUCCUUGGUGCAAUCUCUACGAUGGAGUCCGUACGUGGAAGUAUCUUCCCCAGAAAGUUCUCACACAAACCUUCUAGAAGAACACCCAAAAUUCAACUGCAAAUGCGAAAGCUGUUCGGUCAAAAAUUGCCCUUCGAGAGUGUCUUCUGUGGGCACUCUGAAGCCUGUCGCAUUCAAAGACAAUAUUAUGACGUUUUCCGAUCGCUGCACGAUGACUCCGCGGCUCAACGACGCGUGCUGCGGGGUCUGCACUCCCAUUCCCACCACUCCGAAGAUGUCCGACGUGUGUGUGCCUCCCGAAAUUGCCGUGAGAGACACAGAGACAGUUACACAUUUCCCGAAUAUGUACACCAAUGAGAGCUGUGCGCCGAUACCGAUAUUAAAAAGACCUGAGUAUAGCCAGCCUGCGUGCACGUACGGCUACUGCGGCCACGCGACUGGUCACGUCCCAGUCGGGAUACGCCAAGAAGCUGUGCGAGAUACAGACAUAGGGGAGGACUACUGCGAGCCCAUCAAGCCCAAGUCUCUCAAAAACUUCUUUAAGUUCAAAAAGAAACAUGAGCAGCCUCAUUGUAUGCCAGAAUACGGCAGAGCAGUCAUAUACAACGAGGGUAUAAGCGACAUGGUUGCGAAUAAGUGUACAAUUCCAAUACCACCAAUUCGUGUUCCGUCUCCUGUAGCUAUUAAUAGGGAGAGCAGCAAAGUCUCCGUCAGAUCAAAGACCAGGUGUUAUCUUGACAAUGAUGAUGGUAUACCGUACGCGCAUAGGUCUGAGUCAAGAUAUCACCAUAGUUGUAAGAAGCCAAAUUUGAGACCUUCGUACCACUGUUGUGAUGCUGACGAGGUGCGGCACUUGGUGGAGAGCCCGAAGAUAGUUCGGAAGACGUUCACGAGCACAAGUAGACCGGCGAGGAGCUACAGAGUGCCUUCGAUAUCGCUCCCGAGGAAGGUGCUGACGUCAGAGGCCGACAUAGAGUCGUACAUAGACAAGGGGCGGCAGGAGUCAAACACUGAAAGCCAGUCAAGUCGCCGUAAAAGGAAUAAGAAAUAAUAUUAUAAGCGUGUUUGUGAUUAUUUGACUUGCAUUGUUUACACCGUAAUGGAUAUCAAACGUAUCAAGAUUAUU
Messenger RNA from Ostrinia furnacalis (Asian corn borer), 1465 nucleotides. RefSeq lists its product as uncharacterized. The record is from RefSeq and is a predicted model, not a curated record. NCBI's taxonomy places the organism in Eukaryota, Metazoa, Arthropoda, Insecta, Lepidoptera, Crambidae. The transcript has a single exon. Bases 35 to 1390 code for a protein of 451 amino acids.